AUGGCGGCCCUGUACAACCAAACCGUGGAUUUCAUCUCCGACUCCUGGACCAACCAGCGAACCCAACUUCCCUUGCUAGCAGUGACUGGCGCUUCCUUUACACUGGGACUAUUACUGCGGUCGCUUUUUAGCCGUGAAGAGCAGCGUGGUGGUGUCCUUCCUUCCCCACGCGCGACCCUCCUGCGAGGCCUAUCGGACGAGGAGAACCGCAAACUCCCCCUCCCCAUCGAUAACCUUCCCGGUGCACGCGACGUUGAGAGCCCAUAUGGAUCGCUCCGAGUAUAUGAAUGGGGCCGUGAAGAUGGUCCGAAGGUGUUGAUGGUGCAUGGUAUCACCACUCCGUCUAUCGCGCUCGGUGGGGUGGCCCAUGCGCUGGCUGACCGUGGUUGCCGUGUGAUGCUGUUUGAUCUUUUCGGUCGAGGAUACUCCGAUUCUCCCGCCGAUCUCCCUCAUGAUAAUCGGCUUUUCACCACACAGAUCUUGCUUGCCUUAGCCUCAUCUCCGGUCUCAUGGACUGGUGCCGACUCCGGUAAAUUCUGUCUCGUCGGUUACUCACUUGGUGGUGGAAUUUCUGCCGCAUUUGCCUCAUACUUCCCCCACCUUAUAUCUUCCUUGGUACUCUUGGCCCCAGCUGGCAUGAUGCACGACUCCCAUGUUAGCUCCCAGGCCAAGCUUUUGUACUCCGGCGGCAUUAUUCCAGAGAAUAUACUUGGCUAUUUUGUCAGGAAGCGUCUUAGAGCAGGCCCGCUGGUCUCAAAACCCAAGGAUGGAAAGAUUGAUGUGUCGGAUGCGUUGAAUCAAGAGGCUCCUACUGAAGUCGCCGCUGACGCUCAGGUGCUGUCGCGGGAAUAUCCCCACCUUAACGUCCCAGCUUCUAUUGUGUGGCAGGUUGAUCACCACCAGGGUUUCGUUCAUGCAUUCAUGUCCACCAUGCGUUAUGGCCCCAUCUUCCGCAAGUACCAAUGGAGUAACUGGGCACGUCUUGGGGAGUACCUGAGUGCUCAAAAUAGUGAUCCAUCUGAAAACCAGGGACCCAAGGGCCUCCCGAGCGAUAAGGUUCAUAUCUUGUGCGGUAACACCGAUGCCGUUAUUGUCAAGGAUGAGCUGGUUACAGACGCCACUGCUGCCCUUGGUGGAAAUGCUGUGUUCAAGUUCUACGAGGCUGGUCAUGAGUUCCCCAGUACCAAAUACGAGGAAGUAGCCUCAUACAUCUUGAAGGUGAUUUAA
Penicillium verhagenii is the source of this 1227-nucleotide messenger RNA. Its product is annotated as alpha/beta hydrolase. Bases 1 to 1227 code for a protein of 408 amino acids. Lineage: Eukaryota; Fungi; Ascomycota; Eurotiomycetes; Eurotiales; Aspergillaceae. Gene Ontology annotation, cellular component: endoplasmic reticulum. Gene Ontology annotation, biological process: regulation of lipid storage. The transcript has 2 exons. The record is from RefSeq and is a predicted model, not a curated record.